Molecule: messenger RNA, 1017 nt
Organism: Tetrahymena thermophila SB210
Lineage: Eukaryota; Ciliophora; Oligohymenophorea; Hymenostomatida; Tetrahymenidae
Product: papain family cysteine protease
Exons: 2
Biological process (GO): regulation of catalytic activity
Cellular component (GO): lysosome
Molecular function (GO): cysteine-type endopeptidase activity
Source: RefSeq, a predicted model, not a curated record
AUGAGAAAAUCUGUUAUUUGCAUUUUGCUUUUAGGCUGCUUGCUAUCAGCUCAAGUAAACUGUUUCAACUUUACCUCCUUUUCUGAAAAGUUCGUUGAAGAGUUUAACAAAAGAUACAAUUCUACAUGGAGAGCUGCUCGUUACUAGAAGUUUGAAGAAAUGGAUCCUGAAACUCUUCAAGGACAUCUCGGUGCUUUGAUUGACGAACCUCUUUGGGCAAAGCUCCCUAUUAAGAAUGUUGAAUAAACUAAUGAUCCUAUUCCUGAAUCUUUUGACUCUCGUGAACAAUGGCCUAACUGCAAUAGCAUUAAGACAAUUAGAGAUCAAUCUACUUGUGGUUCUUGCUGGGCAUUUGCUGCUACCGAAACAUAUUCUGACAGAAUCUGUAUUGCUAGCAAUCAAGAGCUUUAAACUUCAAUUUCUUCUGAAGAUUUAUUAGAAUGUUGUGCCACCUGUGGUAAUGGAUGUUAAGGUGGAUAUCCAAGUGCUGCUUGGAAAUACAUGAAGGCUACUGGUGUCUCUACUGGUGGACUCUAUGGCGAUGACUCAUCUUGCAAACCCUAUGUUUUCCCCCCUUGUGAUCAUCACGUCGUAGGACAAUACCCUCCUUGUGGACCCAUUAAGCCAACUCCCAAGUGUGUUAAAUAAUGUAACUCUUAAUACACCGAAAAAACUUACUAAUAAGAUCUCCAUCAUCCUUCCAAAGUUUACUAAUUACCUAACAAUGCUGAAGCUAUCUAAAGAGAAAUUAUGGCUCAUGGUCCCGUUUAGGCCUCUUUUAGAGUUGCUAGCGAUUUCCUUACUUACAAAAGUGGUGUCUACAUCAGAGAUCCUAAAUUGAAAUACGAAGGUGGUCACUCAGUAAAAAUUAUUGGCUGGGGUGUUGAACAAGGUACUCCCUAUUGGCUCAUUGCUAACUCCUGGAAUGAAGACUGGGGUGAGAAUGGUUUGUUCAAAAUGUUAAGAGGAAAGAACGAAUGCGGUAUCGAAGCUGAAGUUGUUGCUGGUCUUCCUUGA